Molecule: messenger RNA, 348 nt
Organism: Gloeophyllum trabeum ATCC 11539
Lineage: Eukaryota; Fungi; Basidiomycota; Agaricomycetes; Gloeophyllales; Gloeophyllaceae
Exons: 1
Coding region: 1-348 (115 amino acids)
Source: RefSeq, a predicted model, not a curated record
AUGCGCAUGGCGUGCAUCCGUUGGACGAUCGAGCGCAUCCAUGCGAGUCACGGAGGGGGGUUAGCGCCAGUCUGGAAGAACACUAUAGACGAGCCUGCGUAUUGGGAGAAGGUUGUGCUGGAAAACAACAUACCCCCGGACUGGAUUGACGACCUCAAGUCCUCGCACUUCUUGAAAGCCGAAGGACGAGACCUGGUGGGGGUGGGCUUCUGCGGAAAACCAAUUUCCUGGGUGGUGGACGAUGAGCUCUACACUUUGCUCAAGCGGAGGGUCGCGCUUUAUUUCAUCUGGGGCAAUGCGCAGGCCUGGAAACAAAAAAGCUUACCUCCAAGGCCAGACUUCUUCUAA